Messenger RNA from Cynara cardunculus var. scolymus (artichoke), 1338 nucleotides. Its product is annotated as protein N-terminal asparagine amidohydrolase. Gene Ontology annotation, cellular component: nucleus. NCBI's taxonomy places the organism in Eukaryota, Viridiplantae, Streptophyta, Magnoliopsida, Asterales, Asteraceae. Gene Ontology annotation, molecular function: protein-N-terminal asparagine amidohydrolase activity. The record is from RefSeq and is a predicted model, not a curated record. Gene Ontology annotation, biological process: ubiquitin-dependent protein catabolic process. The transcript is spliced from 9 exons. Bases 108 to 1148 code for a protein of 346 amino acids.
GACGAGAGUGGACUCGUUCAAAUCUCAGUGUUUAGACUUUAAAGCGUAUAGACGGGUGGUGUUCAAGGCCGGUCAUAGAAGAUCCAACUACUUUUGUCGUUCAGAUCAUGAUUUACGUUAAUGGAGUUCGAUUUCCGUCAGAUUCAUCUUCAGUCGAGGGCCUUGACAUGGUAAAUGCUUUAUUGGAGCACCCACAUUUGGUAUCUGCUUCACAAUCAUUCCGUGCUGUACCAGAAAGGAAGUUCUCGGUUUCUGAAGAAUCUGGGUCACAGGGCUCAGCGGAACCCACAUGUGUGUAUGUCUUUCAAAGAGAAUAUGCUAUUGCAGAUCCUGCACUUGUGGAGAUUGUUGGCACUGAUGAAGCAACAACCUGCGUUGGCAUUGUGGUUAGGAAUUGCAAAAAUGGCAUGACAUCUAUUGCCCAUAUGGAUUCUCCAGAUGUUGUUGAUAUUGGCCUCUCCCAGAUGUUGUCAUUAGUUCCAGAUCAUGAUGAUGCUAUUUUGGAUGUUCAUCUAGUUGGUGCAUUUGACGAUUCUGCUACUCAAGGAAAUGAUGAUACUAGAUCCAAACAGCAUUCGGAAAUGGAAGGAUAUUCUUUCCAGCUGUGUAUCAAAAUAGUAGAAAAAUUAGCAGAGAGCAAAGUGAACUUCCAAAUUCAAAAUUUUCAAGUGCUUAAGAAUAACACAAGAUGGGACUCUGAGGGAAAUGCAAAUCCAAUCUUCCACGGCCUUGCGGUGGAGACAUCCUGUGGUUCAGUCGUCCCAGCCAGUUUCGAUAGAAGUACAAGAUGUCCAGAUGAAAUCAUCAGGAGGAUUCGAUUAGGUGCUUCCUUUAAGGACCCUGGAUGUACUGGCCGGUUACUAGAGACAUAUGAAACUCAAACUGACCGAUUUGUCAUCGCCCCAUUUUCUUGGAGCAUGGAUGUAGUACAUAUUGCCAUGAUGAUGAGACACUAUUCUGAUACGGAAAUUCUCGUUGUUGCUUCAACAUCACCUUCUGCUGAGGGCCCAGAUUUUGUUCAUAAUCAUAAAAGGAUAUGGCAGUAUCUAAUACAACAUCCGGAUUGGAGAGAAACCUUUCGUUCAAAGUUGCCACGCGUUUUUGAGAGAAUUGCAAGCGGGAAUUGGGUAAUGACCUCGGACCGAUAGUUUAUUCUAUGGCGUUGGUCAGAUUCUCCAUAUCUGUUGCUUGUUAUCAUUGAUAUUAUCCUGUAUGAGUUUUGGUAUUUAGAGUAUAUGUAACAAUUAAAUGUCUGAGUUACUAUUAACAGUUUGACUUAUCUUUGACAAGAUACACAUUAUUCCAAGAUCCCGACGGUAGGAUCAUGUUUUGAAACAA